This is a messenger RNA of Spinacia oleracea (spinach), 451 nucleotides long. RefSeq lists its product as uncharacterized. The coding region runs from base 64 to 438 and encodes 124 amino acids. NCBI's taxonomy places the organism in Eukaryota, Viridiplantae, Streptophyta, Magnoliopsida, Caryophyllales, Amaranthaceae. The record is from RefSeq and is a predicted model, not a curated record. The transcript is spliced from 2 exons.
ACCCCAUGGCUCUCUUUUAGGGGUACCCAUGCUUCGGUCAGGGAGAGUUAUGCCCUGAGCCAGAUGCGGGUCUUGUUCGUUGGCCGCUGGGACCCUGUCUGGUACCUGGGAGAGCGGGUACGUAUGCAGACGGUCGGGGUUUUUUCGGUGCCCAGGCCUCCGCCUGCGACCAUGCUGUCUACUCGCUCGAUAGGCGAGUCGUGGAGGGUCCACUCGAGGACUAGUGUGCCGGCGACAGAGUUGGUGAUAGAGGGAGCUAGCUAUUACCAGUUUAUCCAGGAUUCUCUUCGUCUCCCGGAGCCUGGCGCUGAGGGUCCUGACCCUUUGUUGGGGGGGAUGGGUGCUUCCCGAUGCUCGGAUCUCGUAUACCGGAGAAAGUGGAUCCGAGAUUGUGGAGACUUUCCCGGAAGACCGGGUUUUCCAUGCUCCGCUCCCUGAGGGAGUAGAGGCG